AUGCGUAGAGGUCGUGGUGAGCCUUGUGAAACCGGGGCUCGACGGGAGCUGGCGUGUACGUUGAGCUUCGUUCCGCCUGGGUCGGCUGGCGGGUGGACUCGUGGUAAGCCGCCACCACCACCACCAACACCAACACCACGUGCACCAUUAUCACCACGAUCACCGCCAGGUUCGUGUCAACAAGUUUCAAGGACGAUACCAGCGUCGGCACGAGCCAACAAUUGCGAGCGGGUACGCAUUCACGCAGUCGAUUCGUGUGUUUCUCUAGUCGCGUUGCGGCGACGAGACUCGAGCGGGAUCGGCGUUCUAGGUCGUGACCGCGCCCGCAGCAGCAGCAGCAGCAGCAGCAGCAGCAGUUUCUGGUUGGCGAACACGCCAACUCGGCGCUGGUGCACCGGCCUCGAGGCGCGCGGUACGGGCUUUUUCGUGCCGCGCUCUUCAGAGCACCUACUUUACAAUUGGGGUUCCCGAAGGCACGUAGUGCAGCGAGGCACUUGCCAACGGGCUAGCGCUGGAGCUCUGAUGCUCUCGCUGACCAGCCACCGUCGCCAAGAGACGCCAUGCUCAUCGCGGACAAACGCCGGCGAUACAUUCACGUCGGAUGAAUUGGCCACUGUGGAGCAGCUGUUAGAGGUCGCGCCGCAAGAGCGUGCGGAACUCGACCGGGGAGGCACUCUGUCUGAAUCAGACGGUAAUGGGCGCGGUGAAGCCGAGGGUGUAGCUGCGACAGCUCCGGCUGCGACAGAAGGCAUGGACCGUCAACGUGCGCGCCUCAUCCAGGACGCUCGGUCGUCGACCCGUGCUGUGCACGGCGGUGAACGUGCCAAGGGCGGAAAGAAGGCCAAAGCGACGGCGGACUCGUUGACAACACCCAUCGUGCAGUCUUCAACGUUCACGUUCCGCAAUACGCGGGAAUGUAUCCAAUAUAACUUAGGUAAGUACUCCUCGUUCGAAUACGGAAGGUACGGAAACCCAACGACACGGGCUGCGGAGGAGAAACUAAUCGACCUCGAGUGCGGGAAUCUGGCACAGCAGGAUGCUCAUCCGGACUCCGCCGUCUAUGAUGCGCUCUUGUCGGCCUCCGGUAUGAAUGCCGUCACCACCAUGUUGUUUGCAUUGUUCGCCUUGGACAAUGCAGAUGUACGGGGCGCGGGGCUCGGUACCACGGUCUCAGAGGAGGGCACUGGUGGUUGCCUCAUCACGACGACAGACUGCUAUCGCCGAACGCGCCAGUUUAUUGAAGAAAUGAUGCCCCGACUCAACGUGCGCGUCGUGAUCAUGGAUCCAAGCGACCUUGCGCUGCUGGAAAGUACGUUGCGGGAAAUACGAGAGUCCACCGACGGCGCCAUCACCCAGCAGAGAGUCGUGUUCUUCAGUGAGUCGCCGACGAACCCCCUUCUGCGUCUAGUGGAUGUGCCGCGCAUUGUUGCACUGGCGCGUCAAUACGAUAUGAUGGUCUGCAUUGAUAGCACGUUCGCCACACCAAUCAACCAUCGACCGCUAGAGCUUGGGGCGGAUCUCGUGCUCCACAGUGCGACCAAGUACCUGGGUGGCCACAACGACAUUCUUGCCGGCGCUCUGAUCGGCCGUGCUGAACUCAUCGCAAAGGUUCGUCGCGCGCACGGCAUCCUUGGUGGCGUCAUUGAUCCCCACACGAGUUAUCUGCUCCUGCGUGGACUCAAGACCCUCAAGAUCCGUGUGGACGCCCAUAAUCAGAAUGCUGCCGCUCUCGCACAUCGACUGGCCAAUGAUGAGCGCAUCGCCUGUGUCCAUUGGCCGGGUUUACCUGAACACCCCGAUUAUCACCUCGGUCGCCGCCUUCAUGAAGCGUAUGCUCAGUUUAGGGCAGCGGAUGGUGGUUGCGGCUUUGGUGGUGUGCUCUCCUUCGAGUUGCGUGGUCACUUGCGCGGUGGCGCCGACGAUCCCUACGGUGCGGAGACGUUUCGCCGUACGGGAAAGUUCAUCGACGCACUCCGCAUACCGUACAUCGGCCCGAGCCUGGGCGGCACGGAAACUCUCGUCGAACAAGUCUGCAUCAUGGGCUAUUUUGAUCAACCGCUUUGGCGACGACGCCGUCUCGGAAUCACUUGCGGUCUCGUGCGUUUCUCCUGUGGAAUCGAGGACGCUGAGGAUAUCGUUCAAGACGUGAUGCAUGCACUAGACGUGGCGUUCGAGGAUACGUACGUGUGA
This is a messenger RNA of Cyanidioschyzon merolae strain 10D, 2190 nucleotides long. RefSeq names its product cystathionine gamma-synthase. NCBI's taxonomy places the organism in Eukaryota, Rhodophyta, Bangiophyceae, Cyanidiales, Cyanidiaceae. The transcript has a single exon. Gene Ontology annotation, cellular component: chloroplast. The coding region runs from base 1 to 2190 and encodes 729 amino acids. Gene Ontology annotation, biological process: transsulfuration. Gene Ontology annotation, molecular function: cystathionine gamma-synthase activity; pyridoxal phosphate binding. The record is from RefSeq and is a predicted model, not a curated record.